Dentiscutata heterogama is the source of this 812-nucleotide messenger RNA. Lineage: Eukaryota; Fungi; Glomeromycota; Glomeromycetes; Diversisporales; Gigasporaceae. The record is from the annotation of a GenBank genome assembly.
AUUCAGGCCAGCUUACCACCCGAAUUAAGAAAUGAUCCUUAUCAGCUUCGUAGGUUUUCUCCUACCGCUGGGGACUACCUUAUAAAUAUGGAUCCAAAUAGUAGGAUCUAUGACCAUUUCAGUAUAAAUCCUGAUCAAAAUAUUAUUCACAUCGUCGUAAUUAUUUUGAUUUCAAAUCCUCCAGUAAUGAAGAAACUUCUGAACUUAUUACUUCCAAACCAUCUUCAUUUUCCGGAUCAGCCGUUAAAUGAGGACAGUUUGCCUUAUAAAAUCGGCUCAAAUAUAACGAUAAAAAAAUAUAAUAAAUUCCUUGAACGUCGAGAGUCUUCUGGAUAUAAAUAUCAACGAAGAGAUAACGGCGAUGUAUUUAUAAUUGACAUGAGCAAUCGCGAACAUGGUUUAGUUGCUUCGUUGUUGCAACGAUACUUCAAUUUUCCAAAUAAUAAUGUUGUUGUUGACCCCCCAAUAGUCGUUGGUAUUGAUGAAUUUCAUUUUAGUCCUUCUGGAAACGGCCAAUUAAUUGCAUCGGAUGUUACAAUAUUUCCAAAUGCAAAUCAUGUCCAACAACCUCAUAUUCCAUAUCCAGGCCCACCUCCAGGAGACAGAAAUGGUCGGCCACAUGCGCGAAUCAUUUGUGAAGUAGGCAACAAUCAAUCCACUAAAGAAUGGAAUAACAAGUGCCAACUAUGGAUGAAUCAAAUUUACAUACGAUAUGUACUUGGAAUUAAACUACACAAAAAAAGAAAUAGAAAAAAUACUCUUGGGCAAUAUCACAGAUCUAUGACGGCUAGAUUGUGGCAACAGGGAGCGGG